GGGAAGAAAAGGGCGAUCUAGAUAGUCGUACGGACGAGAGCGAGAGACAGCAGGCGGGCAGCGAGCGAGUGAUACACAUCCACUCACUCUCAGAUACUGCAGAGUGCAGAAAGAGAGAUCACAAGAGUUCGACACAGAAACUCAAACUCUCUCGUCAGAGUCAGUCAGUGAGUUCCUCUUCCUCCUCCCCUUCAUCAAGCAAAUCUCCCUGUUCUUGGCUUCCUUUUGAACUCUCUGCCCACCUCACCAGCUGAGCUGCUCUGUUUUUUUUCCCCCCACCUCUUUUACUCCCCUGUGAGCUCCCUCUUCUCUUUUUUUACUGGUGAUUAUCACGAGAUUCUGCUCCAUUCUCCGUCUUUCUCUUUUUUGUUGAUAGUAUUUAUGGGUUCCUUUGUUUCGAUUACUUGGUUUAACUCAGAACCCAAUCGGCUCUUUUUUUUGCAUCUGUAGAUCGGUUUUUGCGUAUAGCCAGAACCCGAACCAGAGAUGGCAGCCCCGUUGCCCACCCGGAAUUUGGAGAAGGCUACCUCCAUUGAUGCUCAGUUGAGGCUUUUGGCUCCCAGGAAGGUCUCUGAGGAUGACAAGCUUGUCGAGUACGAUGCUCUCUUGCUCGAUCGAUUUCUCGAUAUCCUUCAAGAUUUGCACGGCGAGGACAUCAGGGAAACGGUCCAAGACUGUUAUGAGCUCUCUGCUGAGUAUGAGAGGAAGGGUGAUGCUGGCAAAUUGGAAGAGCUCGGGAAGAUGGUGACGAGUUUGGAUCCUGGGGAUUCAAUCGUUAUUGCUAAAGCAUUCUCCAACAUGCUUACCCUGGCCAACUUGGCGGAGGAAGUCCAAAUCGCAUACCGAAGAAGGAUCAAGUUGAAGAAGGGAGACUUUGCUGAUGAGAAUUCAGCAACCACUGAAUCUGACAUUGAGGAGACUCUCAAGAGGCUGAUUGUGCAACUCAAGAAGUCCCCUGAAGAAGUUUUCGAUGCUUUGAAGAGCCAAACUGUGGAUUUGGUCUUGACUGCUCAUCCUACUCAAUCUGUCCGUAGGUCUUUGCUUCAGAAGCAUGGAAGGAUUCGUAACUGCUUGACUCAAUUGUAUGCCAAAGACAUUACCCCCGAUGACAAACAGGAGCUUGAUGAGGCUCUACAGAGAGAGAUCCAAGCUGCUUUCAGGACUGAUGAGAUUAGAAGGACUCCUCCUACUCCACAAGAUGAGAUGAGAGCAGGAAUGAGCUAUUUCCAUGAGACAAUCUGGAAAGGAGUCCCCAAGUUCUUGCGCCGUAUUGACACAGCUUUGAAGAACCUAGGGAUAAAUGAACGUGUCCCCUACAAUGCUCCUCUCAUUCAAUUCUCAUCUUGGAUGGGUGGUGAUCGUGAUGGAAAUCCACGUGUGACUCCUGAAGUUACUAGGGAUGUCUGCUUACUGGCUCGCAUGAUGGCCGCUAAUUUGUACUUCUCUCAAAUUGAGGAUCUCAUGUUUGAGUUGUCCAUGUGGCGCUGCAAUGAAGAGCUUCGUGUUCGUGCAGAGGGACUUCAUCAGAAUUCGAAGAGAGAUGCCAAACACUUCAUAGAAUUCUGGAAACAGAUACACCCAAACGAGCCGUACAGGGUUAUUCUUGGCGACGUGAGGGACAAGCUGUAUAAUACACGGGAACGUUCUCGGCAAUUAUUAGCAAGUGGAAUGUCCGAUAUUCCUGAGGAAUCGGCUUUCACCAAUGUUGAGCAGUUCCUGGAGCCUCUUGAACUCUGCUACAGAUCACUCUGUGCUUGCGGUGAUCGGCCCAUUGCUGAUGGAAGCCUGCUUGAUUUCUUACGCCAAGUUUCUACUUUUGGUCUCUCACUAGUAAGGCUAGAUAUCCGGCAGGAAUCCGACAGGCACACAGAUGUUCUUGAUGCCAUCACAAACCACUUGGGAAUCGGAUCUUAUCGUGAAUGGUCCGAGGAAAAAAGACAAGAAUGGCUCCUUUCUGAGCUCCAAGGCAAGCGGCCUCUCUUCGGUCCUGAUCUUCCCAAAACCGAAGAAAUCGCCGAUGUGCUAGACACUCUACACGUCAUUGCUGAACUUCCGUCUGACAGUUUCGGUGCAUACAUUAUCUCAAUGGCCACAUCUCCAUCUGAUGUGCUCGCUGUUGAGCUCUUGCAGCGAGAGUGCCAUGUGAAGCAACCAUUGAGGGUUGUUCCUCUGUUUGAAAAGCUUGCUGAUCUCGAAGCUGCUCCUGCUGCUGUAGCUCGUCUCUUCUCGAUUGACUGGUACAAGAACCGGAUCAAUGGCAAGCAAGAAGUCAUGAUUGGGUACUCUGACUCGGGGAAGGAUGCCGGGCGUCUCUCUGCAGCUUGGCAAAUGUACAAAGCUCAAGAAGAGCUCGUGAAGGUGUCAAAACAAUAUGGUGUCAAGCUUACUAUGUUCCAUGGCCGAGGAGGGACUGUGGGAAGAGGAGGAGGACCAACCCAUCUUGCCAUAUUGUCUCAACCACCGGACACCAUUCAUGGGUCUCUCCGUGUCACCGUUCAGGGUGAGGUCAUUGAGCAGUCCUUUGGGGAGGAACACUUGUGUUUCAGGACACUCCAACGUUUUAUAGCUGCCACGCUGGAGCAUGGGAUGCGCCCACCUGUAUCGCCGAAACCAGAAUGGCGUGCUCUCAUGGACGAAAUGGCUGUUACUGCAACCAAGGAGUAUCGCUCUGUUGUCUUCCAGGAACCUCGUUUUGUUGAAUAUUUCCGCCUUGCAACACCAGAGUUGGAGUAUGGCCGUAUGAACAUUGGAAGUCGGCCAUCAAAGAGGAAGCCAAGUGGAGGAAUCGAAUCACUUCGUGCAAUCCCUUGGAUUUUUGCCUGGACUCAGACGAGGUUUCACUUGCCUGUGUGGCUAGGCUUCGGAGCUGCUUUCCAGCAGGUUAUUGCCAAGGAUAUCAAGAACCUCAACAUGCUCCAGGCGAUGUACAAUCAGUGGCCAUUCUUCCGAGUCACCAUUGACUUGGUCGAAAUGGUGUUCGCCAAGGGUGACCCGGAGAUUGCUGCUUUGUAUGACAGGCUCCUUGUGUCACCUGAAUUGCGUCCAUUUGGUGAUCAGUUGAGAGCCAAGUAUCUCGAAACCAAGGACCUCCUCCUCCAAAUUGCUGGGCACAAAGACCUUCUGGAAGGCGAUCCUUACCUGAAGCAGAGGCUUCGUCUGCGUGAUGCUUACAUUACAACUCUCAAUGUCUCCCAGGCAUACACUCUGAAGCGUAUUCGGGACCCUGACUACCACGUUACUCUGAGGCCACACCUGUCCAAGGAAUACAAUGAUGCUACCAAGCCUGCAGCCGAGCUGGUGAAGCUCAACCCUACGAGCGAGUAUGCUCCUGGUCUGGAAGACACCCUCAUUUUGACCAUGAAGGGUAUUGCUGCUGGCCUACAGAACACUGGUUAAAGCAAAGCUCGAAGGCCAAGGCAGUUAACCUUCCUACCCGUUUCCUCGCUUCAUCUUAUAUAGUUGUCUUUUGUACUAUUUGCGGGAAUAUGAAAGAGAUGCUGCUGCUGCAGAAACACUGGCUCAGCGUUUGAUUUGGAGCUCUGAAAUUAUCUUCUUCCUUUUUUUAUAUCCUGAAAUAAGUGUGUCUGCUACUCUUUUUUCCUAAUGCAGUGUGUACUGUCCUUUAGUUGCCAUUUUCCUUGUAUUUGAAUGGAGAGCAGGUUGGUACCACCGUUAAUUAAGAACUUUACGAUUGUCUUGUUUCGAAUAGGCAUUGUCUGGUUUCGAAUACGAUUUGGCCUAUGAUGAUAGUGACAUCUGACUUUUCGGUACUUAUCCUUAACGUGGUCGGUAAGGCUAACCGCAACAAUACCCUUUUAGUCUUAAAUAAUUGGCUACAAUCUAGGGGAGUUUGCUUAAUGGAUUUGAUUAUGGAUUUGGUACAUAAAAAUCAAUUAUUAUGAACUUUGUACACAAUUCAUUAUUUGCUUGAUGGAUUUGGGAGAGACAAAUUCAUGAGGCACAUAGUUUUUUAGGGUGCAAAUCCGUGGACCCCACGGACUUGGAAAUUCCAUUUCAAAGGCUGGGAUUUGUGUGGGUGUCUCAAAUCCAUUAUGGUUAUUUACUACUUUAUCCUCAUUUUGUUUUGUUUCUAAUAAUAAAUAAGAUAUAGUAAGGUUAGAUAGGUAAAUUCAUAAUGUAACCACAAAUAUAAUUAUGCAAAAUCCAUCAUGAAAUCUAUCAAGUAAACAAUGAUUUUAUCCAAAAACCAAAUUGACCAAUUCCAUCAUAAAUCAUUGGUUUUAUAAAACCCAAGUUCUGACCUAAACCUUCAUUUAUCAAAUCCAUGAAGCAAACGACCCCUAAAUGGCAAAAACUGAAUUUUGGGGACCAAAUGAGUAUGUUUGAGGAGGUUUUAAAGUGGAGGCUAAAUCUGUGAAUCAAAACCAUAAAAUGGGGCCUAAUAUGUGGGAAUCAAAACCAUAGAAAGGUGUGAGACGAACAAUAGUCGUACUCCACAGGGUGCGUUGCACUUGCACCCCAAGGGGGCGUGCUUGCGGCCGCUGCUUGCUUUCUUGUUUUUCUUUUCAAUUGAUUAGAGCAUUUCCUCCAAUCUUUCCUCUUCAUCGUCCAUCGUUGUUGGAUUUAAGAAUGGUUUCGCUGAAUUUCAGAAUUUGUGGUUUUUUAUUUAAGCGAUGACGAAGGUGACAAUGAAGAAGACAUAUAGACGGAGUUUGACUCGUCUCGAAUAUCACAAUAAAAAUCUUAAUCAAUGCUUAACUAUAAACCUUAAUUAGGUGCAAUAGGUAAGUAUGUUUUCAAAGUCAAACCCGGGUCGGUCCAUGUACCCCUACUUCGAUUGUUUGAAAUAUUAUCUAGCAAUUGGUUUUUGGUUAAAACUACGAUUUAUAACUAAAACGAUUGAAAAAUAAAUGGUUUGAACACUAAUUGAGAAGACUUCACCCAGGUGUUGCUCCCCCUAGCUAACAAUCAUGGUUUGUCGGAUCGAAUACAAAUGUGUGGUAAAGCCGGUUGUAAAUCUUAGGAACGUGCAACAAGUGAACAACCGUCACUCUUUCUGUCUCUAGGCCAAGGGAUAUAAAAUCAAGCUACCAAGGUAGCUCUCUUGGUCCAAUCGACUAAGGGUUUCUUACUUCACCCUCAAACAAUAUUUCGGACGGCCAAAUUACAACCUACUAAAGGUUCUAAUACGUAUUAAGAGGUUUGCCCUAAUUCAAUGUAGGUAGGUGACACAAUUGGCCAAUGAAUUCCAAUUUUUACA
Messenger RNA from Linum trigynum, 5221 nucleotides. Lineage: Eukaryota; Viridiplantae; Streptophyta; Magnoliopsida; Malpighiales; Linaceae. The record is from the annotation of a GenBank genome assembly.